CCGAGGCCAAGGUAUGGCCUCUAGCCACCUCCCAGGGGGUGGUGCCCCUCUGUGAUACCUGGUGCUGCAGCAUGAGGAAGAGACAGAUUCAGCCACCCAGGGAAGACGGCAGUGGGUUGAGGGAGGGCUGGCAGCCUGCCCACCACCAGGCUCCAUCUGUCCCCUCUCCAGGCAGUGGUCACUAGGCGGAACAGGACUGUGGCCGUACUGGUAGAAGAGGAUGCCCCAGGCUCUGGAGCACGCGGACGGCAGCUGGGCCUGGGUGGUACUGCUGGCCUCCCUGGUGACCCAGGCUCUCACCUUGGCCUUCCCUACCUGCAUAGGCGUGUUCUUCACCGACCUGCAGCGAGACUUCCAGGCCAGCAACAGUGAGACCUCCUGGUUCCCCUCCAUCAUGAUGGCUAUGCUCCAUGCUGGGGGACCUCUGUGCGGCAUCCUGGUGGGACGCUUUGGCUGCAGAGUGACCAUGAUGCUGGGUGGGCUGCUGGCCAGCCUGGGCAUGGUGGCCAGCUCCUUCUCCCGUUCCCUCAGCCAGCUGUACCUUACAGCAGGAAUAAUCACAGGCCUGGGCAUGUGCUUCAGCUUCCAGUCAAGCAUCACUAUGCUGGGCUUUUAUUUCGUCCGCCGGCGGGUGCUGGCCAAUGCACUGGCCUCCAUGGGUGUCUCUCUGGGUGUCACCCUCUGGCCACCAUUUGCCAACUACCUCCUGGAAGACCUGGGCUGGAGGGGCACCUUCCUUGUCAUCGGCGGGGUCCUUCUCCAUUGCUGUGUCUGUGGAGCCAUCAUGAGGCCCGUGGCCACCAACACAGCCCCUGAGACCACAGCAACUCCCGCUCCACCUUUUAAGACAACUGCCCAUGGCUGCCUGGCAACGUGUGGUUUGAUCAUCCGGCACCACCUGGCCUUUGACAUCCUGUGGCACAACACGGGCUACUGCGUGUAUACCCUGGGCGUGACGUGGAUGAGCUUAGGUUUCUUGCUGCCACAUGUCUUCCUGGUCCCAUAUGCCAGGUGGCAUGGGGUACAAGAGGACAGGGCGGCCCUGCUUGUUUCAAUCUUCGGUUUUUGCAACAUCUUCCUGCGGCCCACAGCGGGGCUGGUGGUAGGCCGGAAGAGAUUUGCCAGCUACCGCAAGUACCUGUUCAGCCUGGCAGUGCUGCUCAACGGGCUCACCAACCUGGUGUGCACAGUGUCCGCCGACUUCCGCGUGCUGGUGGGCUACUGCCUGGUGUACAGCGUGUCCAUGUGUGGCAUUGGCAUCCUCAUCUUCCAGGUCCUCAUGGACAUUGUCCCCAUGGAUCGGUUCCCCAGCGCCCUGGGCCUCUUCACCAUCCUAAGUGGCAUCGCUUCUCUCAUCUCCCCGCCACUGGCUGGGUUCCUCCUGGACACCAGCAACAACUUCAGCUAUGUUUUCUUCAUGUCAAGCUUCUUCCUCAUCUCAGCUGCCCUCUUCAUGGGUGGCAGCUUCUAUACCCUGCAGAAGAAGGAGUGGCGGGGCAGGGAAGCCAAGGCCAAAGGAACCAUUUCAGAGGCCACCCCAGUAAAGGAUCCAACCCUGGAAGAUAAGGACGAUCCCAAGAAGCAUCUGUGUUCUGAGGUCAUGUAUGUGACCAGUGUCUGAGCUUCAAGGGUCACAUGUGUGACCAGCAUCUGAGCCUUCAGUGAACCUUUUCUCAACCCAGGAACAGGGCUUCCAGCUGCUUUGAAGGGUGCUGGUAUAGAAGAUAGCCCAGGAGGCCUGGAUUGAAGGUUGUCCAGGCUCUGCAAGUUGGGACUCAGCCAGGACCUGGAAACUUGGAGGCCAGUCUCUGAAGACACAAAGUUCCUUCCAGUUGCAGAAACCAGGAAUGGGCUUUCCUCCUUGGGCCCGGAAGGUGGGUCUGAUCCCUGCUCCAUGCAUUGGGGCCAGUUAAGCUCAGUGGGCCUUGGGCCAUGAAUGACGUUCCUACAACCCAGCACACUGGACCUUCACGCCAAACCUUUAUACCUCCAACAUCAGCUCUGCUUAUCUUUCCAUGGCUUCCAGACAGUUCUGAAGAGCUCACCCUCCUGUCCAUCUUCACCCUCAGGGCAGCCAAGACUGUGGAUGUGGUUGCCCCCACACAACUGGCUGGGCUUGGCUGACUGGAGCCCUGGGACAGGCAGUAGUGGAAGACAGGGCUGAGGAGUGGGCCUAGAUGUAGGACGGAGACAGAUUAAAACUGGGUGGAGUAUCCAUCCUGGUACCUAUGCAGAGAGGAGGGGAAUCCCUGGCUUGGGCCCCAGAAUUGGGAAAGCCUGAGGGGUGCCUUGUCAUCCCAGUAGGUUACUCCAGGGCUUUCCUCCUCCUUUGGCCCACCCUAUAGCCUUGGUGGGAAAAGUGAUGCUGGGUCAGGGAAAAGCAGGACAUCUGGCUGACCCAGGGAGGCGAAAUCUCACCAGGAGUGCACCACUGUGAGAAAUAGGGCUGUUUGCAACAGAAGACUUCAUGUAACCUUCCCUGACUCCAGAGAACCUUUUUCUCCCUGGUUCUUAGAAGUGUCACUUCUGGGGCAAGUAGUAGCCUGGGCCAGCUGCCAGUCCAUCCCCACUCCCUGCUGGCCUGGCCCUGCAGCCUGGAGGCCAGGGCUUCCCCACUUUGUUGUUGCCCUUCUCUGAAGUCAUCACCUAGGACUGGCUAUCAUCAGCCUAGGCUUGUCCCAGCAGGGUACCCCAGGGAAUAGGAAAACAGAGUUUGUUUGAAUUAUACACAAAAAUGUUCCCUGCAGUGGGUCAUAAACUCUGAACUAAUAAGGGCAGAGAACAGGUCUGGAGUAGUUUCCUCCCUCCCCUUUCCUUUCUCCCAGCUUGGCAGGGACUGCUUGGGCUUAGGACCACGUUUGUUGAUUCAGGCUCAACCAGGCUCCAGCAAGAAAACCUUAUCAAGAAAAAUUAUUUUGUUUUUAUGACCUGAUGCCAGCCUUCCUCCUCCACCUGUCCAUCUGGCUUGAAUGUCCAUCCUUGGGGCUGUGGUGUCCCAAGACCCAUCACAAGUGCCCUCUUAUGGCCAGAGAAGGUAGUGCAGAGAUAUGGCAAGGGACACUGGGCUGGGAUAUAGGUUUGACUCAGCCACAAUUUACUGUGUGACUUUGGGCAAACUGUUUUAUCUCUGGAUGAGCCAACAUCUCUUCCAAUCUGAAAAGUCUGAUUAUGUGAGUAUACUUAAGAUUCCUGUUGCCUUUCUGCCUCCCACCCAACUGAGCUUGGUCAAUAGCUAUAGCUUGUGUUCUGAAGGGAUACAUUUUUCCAUCUCAACUGAGUGAAAAAGAAGAGAAGUGUGGCUGGUAGGUAGGUCCAUCAGGUUUUAAGAUGCUGUGUAUUUCCUAAAUGGGCCACUUCUUGAAAACAUAUAAGGAAAAAAAUAUAUCCAGGAACCUUCAGUAUAGGGAAUUCUGACCUCUCCUGUCUCCACGCAAGAGUAGCAAAAAAGUAAGAGGAGUGGAAUGGUCCAAUAAAUAAGAAAAUAUUAAUUAACCAUCUAUUGUGGGG
Molecule: messenger RNA, 3507 nt
Organism: Ictidomys tridecemlineatus (thirteen-lined ground squirrel)
Lineage: Eukaryota; Metazoa; Chordata; Mammalia; Rodentia; Sciuridae
Gene: Slc16a5
Product: solute carrier family 16 member 5
Biological process (GO): monocarboxylic acid transport; transmembrane transport
Cellular component (GO): basolateral plasma membrane
Molecular function (GO): monocarboxylic acid transmembrane transporter activity
Source: RefSeq, a predicted model, not a curated record